AGAUACAAUCCCGGAGCUUUACAAAAACAGAUGGACGGAUGCAUUACAAGCAAGUCCGCGAAUGUGUCGUUCUUCUCUACACACUAAGCACCCUCUGAAUUUAGACACGAUGACAGGGGGUCGAGUUCCGCUUGUAGCUAGGACGGCGAUCAGCCUCAACCUCGAGUUCAAGUAGCAGUGCGGCCCGACGAUAUAUCUGUGUAGCAAAUUCGUUGCGGUUCUUAGUGCCCAACACGGGAAAUACGUCGUCGCUGACAACGAUGACGGACCAACGAAAGGCGUCCUUGCUCCCGAUGUCCGAUGUCGUCGCUGAUAGGUCCUCCGCGUACUAUGUCCGGGGACUAUUUUUUGUUACCCCUCGCACUUGUACUUAUAUCCCAUGCAAAGUUAGAAAUACGGCCUUAAUAACUCCGACUACACAGUAUCAUAGACGAUCGGGAAACCGUCUAGGGACGCGGUGGUUCGAGUCCACUGGGCUUAUUCACCGUAAAAUCGACCAUGUUUUUUCGUGCAUGCCAUGGGUCAUCCUCGCAGCCGUAUAUUUUCUGUCGUACCAUCUUGCAGAUAAGAAGGAAACGCUCUCCCUACUCACAUUGAUCAUAUCAAUGGCGUAUAAUGCAGGCUGCGCAUGGUUCGAUUCCAUGGGUCAGCUCAUAACUGCUGCUAUGGUUCCUUUUUUUUGCGGGGUUUUUUAGAGGAUGUUGCUUGUAGAGAUACUGAUCAAAUAAUUAAUACACCGUCGUAGAUCAGCUGGACGGCUGGAUCUAAGGCCUCGGUUCGACUCCGAGGGGUGGUGCUGUUGGAGU
This is a messenger RNA of Desarmillaria tabescens, 806 nucleotides long. RefSeq lists its product as uncharacterized. The record is from RefSeq and is a predicted model, not a curated record. The coding region runs from base 261 to 695 and encodes 144 amino acids. NCBI's taxonomy places the organism in Eukaryota, Fungi, Basidiomycota, Agaricomycetes, Agaricales, Physalacriaceae. The transcript is spliced from 3 exons.